GUUGCUAUGACUUUUCAUUCGAAAGUUAUAAGCUUUUUUUCCACGGGCCUUCUUUUAAAAUUCCGAUAGUAAUAUUGAUAUUCGACCUUUAUGUGCAGCUGAUGAACCGGAAUUAAUUAAAUUAUAUGAAAAUUUUGGUUCGAAAUGGUUAUCGGAAUGUGUUCAAAGAACUUUAGUUUAUAGAGGAAAAUGUUUUUCAAUAGAACGAACAAAAAAAUUAUAUGAUUUUAUUAAUCAUCGUUUAGAUAUGUUAUUUGGUGAAACAUUAGAAAAUAUUGAUGAAAAACGUUUUCAAUUAUUAAAAACAAAUUUAUCUGUUUAUGAAUCUGAACAAAUACAAUGUCAAAUAACAUUUCAAAAUAAAACAAUAACAUUAAAUUCAAGUGAAUAUCUUCCAACACUUGAUUAUAUUGAUAUAUCAACUGAAUUAACAAGAUUUGUUUAUAAAAAACCACUUGAUACAUUGGUUCAUUCUAUUAGUGAUAAACUUUCAUCAGUAUUAGAAACACUUAAAAGACGAGGUACUCCUGUUGAUCGUUUAUUAAAAGUUAAAGAACAACAACCAAUUAAUUUUAAACUACAUAUUCAACAACAGCAAUUACCAUCCCUCAUCCCACCACCCCAACCUCAACAAGCACAACAACAAUUACCACCAAUAGCGCCACCACCUUUAUUCGUUCCAUUACAAAUUCCAUCUCAAUCUCAAUCUACUCGAAAUCCUUCAAUUGAAAAUAUUCAAAGUCGAAUAGAAAGAGAUCGUAUAAAUAAUUUCGAUCAAUAUAAGUUCAACGAUGAUAAUGAUAUAAGUCGUAGUAUGAUAUCAUCAAAUCGGCCUUAUUCUCAAAAAGAAUUUAAUCAAACAGAAACAAAUCGUCAUGAAAUAAAUAAUUCAUGUGAAUUCAUUCCAUCAUCAAAUAUGAUUCGUUAUGAAAAUCUUCUUCAUGGAAUCCCACUUUAUAUUGAUAAAAAUGUAAUUAUAACUAAUUUAAUGAUUGAUCAAGGUAAACAACUUGCAUAUUUAUUAUCUCGUCUUGCACAACAAGUAUUUAAUCUUCCUGUACAAACAAUACAUCUAUUUCGUGAUAUUGAUAGUGCACGUAUUGCAUUCAACAGUAAUGGUUCACUAUUUUAUAAUCUUCGUUAUUUUGAACAAGUAUUUGCUGAUGAAUUAAAAAUACAUAUUGAAAAUGGUUCAUCAUUAUCAUCAUCAUCAAAUCCAAUUGUUCGUCGUAUAGUUAAUUUUUAUUUUAUGGUAACUUGUCAUAAAUUAUCACAUAAUAUUGAUUCAAAUCAUGAUUUAAAUUUUAUUAAUCGUCUUGAAAGAGCUUCCGUUAGAUUUAUGGAUGCGAAAGAUUUAUUUAUAUCGAAAUUCUCUUUUUAAUAACAAUUGUCAAAUAUCUUUGUGAUUAUUUUUUUUUUGUUUUAAAAUAAAUAAACUUAUAUUUACUCGAAGAAGAAAUAAAAAGAGAUGAUUUUAUUAUUUUUUAGUGUAUUAAAUCUCUCACUUUACAUCCUGUGAGGAAAAAUAUCGGAUACAACUCUUGAUGGUGUCCAUCUCACACUAUUAAAUACGCCAUAUCUUUAAAAACAAAAAUUAAAUAUUCUACUGUUUUCUCAACUUAAGAUAUAUAACGUAUGAUGCAAAAGUAAUGGCACAAAAUGUUGACUCCUGUUUCUCUUUGAUAGGAGGACGCCCAAAAAAACUUUUUUUUACCAAAAGAUAGAGUUUGUUCUCCUCUUUCGAAUUGUAUAAUAGUUUGUUUUUAUAGUACAUUUGAAAGUGAAACGACGCAAUAAAAAAGAAAGACAUCUUCAAAACAAAUCCGUAUUUUUCGUGAAACUUAAAAAAAACAGCGCAAAAUCUUGAUUCCUAUAUCUCUCGAAUAACUUCUCAAGAAGUACAUCUUGAACCGAAAGUUUUGACAUCAGCUGAUAGGAAAGGACCCGCACAUUUUGUACGCAAAUCUACCACCCCUAAAACAUAUCAUUUUUAUGUUAUGGUUUUGUGGCUUGGACCUUCACAUAUGAGACGAUUGCAAGCCAUUUGUACAAUUCAGAAAAAAAAAUGGCUAAGCUUAUAUCUUGCAGAAUUCUCAACCAAAUUCAAUAAUUUUAUCAGAGUAUAUUCUUCACAAGUAGGGCUAGUUUAACUGCUAAAAUCAGUCACCUAGCUGUUAUCUAGCAAUAGAGGGCAUGAAAAAGAGGUCGCUUUUCCACUGAAAUUCCACACGGUCAUGUCCAAUGGCGGUAAAUUAAGUUAAUUUUUUUUCUGUUAAGAAUAUGUUUUAAAAAUUUAUUCUAACUCAUUAGUGUCUUCAUGAGACUCGCUAUAAAAUGCACUAUUUGAUUUAGCCAAGUAGCGUUUAUUUUAUUUGUACCCGCUCCAAGUAUUACUGGCCAAAGAUUUGGUCAAAAAUGUCCCGUCACGCUGUAAAUUGUUUUUUUCCUAAUGAAAGCUCCAACGAAACCUCACUCAAUUAUAGCCAAAAUGUAGCCCCGAGGGAAAGAAAUAAGAUCCAAUUUGAAUGAAAUCUAUAGUAUUUUUUAUUGGAACAAAAAUUAAAAAACUCAGUCCUCAAACAGGGGUCUUCCUCGCUAAAUGUCCCGUCACGUUUUUUUUUCGUUUUUUAUGUAUCUCAAGUUCUACUGCAUAAAAAUCAGAAUAAUUUUCAGCAAAAGUAGAACGCUAAAUAUAGAAGGGAUACUCCAAAUUUGAGCUCUUAAUCAUUUGUCGUUCCGGAGAAAACUCAAGGGGGAAAAGGCGAUACUCCAUCUGCUUCAAAGUAAAUUUUGGAGUACAGCAGAGUACGCUUGGAGUAGAGUGGAGUACGCUUGGAGUAGAGUGGAGUACGCUUGGAGUACUGAUGGAGUAGAGUGGAGUAUCACUGGAGUACGACUGGAGUAAAGUGGAGUAUCACUAGAGUAGAAUGGUAUAGCGUGCAAGGAAGAAAAGCGACACUUCAUCUA
Molecule: messenger RNA, 2967 nt
Organism: Rotaria sordida
Lineage: Eukaryota; Metazoa; Rotifera; Eurotatoria; Philodinida; Philodinidae
Source: the annotation of a GenBank genome assembly